AUGGAUUGGCUGGGGUGCCUUGAUCCCGGUGGAGGUGCCUACGUCUUCGCUAAGCGUUCCGUAAAUGCCGAUAAGAAAGCCCGCCACGAGGAGGAAAUGAAGCGGCGGCGAUUGAAGGACGCCCUCGACGCGGAGUUCUACGCAAAGCCUCCCAGCCCGAAGCAGGGCCACAAAAGGCCGCACGAUCAUGCCAACAGUCCCAGUACCGAGGCCAGCCACGAUCCUGCGCCAACGGAGCAUCCUCUAGAAAAUGGAGGUACCAAGGAUCAGGAGGAGGCCAGAUAUGUCGCGAGUAAGCCUUAUAAAUCAAAAAAAGGUGAUAGAUUUAGUUAA
Messenger RNA from Letharia lupina, 333 nucleotides. RefSeq lists its product as uncharacterized. The transcript has 3 exons. Lineage: Eukaryota; Fungi; Ascomycota; Lecanoromycetes; Lecanorales; Parmeliaceae. The record is from RefSeq and is a predicted model, not a curated record. Bases 1 to 333 code for a protein of 110 amino acids.